AUGCAACCGGAACAAGAUACAACUCAGACUCACGCUGAGCGUCAGGAAGAGGUUGCGCUUCUCACAUCUAACGCCGUUCCUUUCUUUCUCCCAAUUCCACAAGGACAUGAUACUUUGGAAAGCACCGCAGUAAAACUGCGCAGCCUAGCAAAUGCUAUUGAAAGUGGUGGAAGAUUAUCAAUGAUGAGUGGCACAGCCUCGACGCCACACAGACAUGACACUGAAGCCUUCGCGAAAGAACGCAUGACAGCAGUUGAAUUGGACCAGUAUGAAGGAUGGAAGCAUCAAAGACUCAUAAUACCAUCCAUCAACUGGGAUACAGAACGCUUGGCCGUGCCACCAGGUGGUGAGCAUACCUUUACCCAACGAGCCGCGGCUAUGGAUAUUAUUUGGAACCAUCAAGGUGCCAGUCCUGAGAAUGCAUCCUGGUUAACCCAUAAUAUACCUCACAUCAUGCCAUUGAUCAAAGCUGUUACGAAGGUUUUGAGUGCCCAGCAACAUUUGGAGGUUCAUGACCCUCUCUCAAAAUUGAGUGAUAAUGAGAUUGUGGAGACUCAAUCGCUUCGACUGAUUACUGCGGUGGCUGAUGAGAACCUGGCGCGAGAAAGAGAUCGUCUGCGGCAGUUGGCCCAAUCGAUCAAUGAGUCCAAAGCAAUAUUGAUGGAACGAGCUAAGAGUUUCGGGUCAUGA
This is a messenger RNA of Penicillium angulare, 690 nucleotides long. RefSeq lists its product as uncharacterized. Lineage: Eukaryota; Fungi; Ascomycota; Eurotiomycetes; Eurotiales; Aspergillaceae. The record is from RefSeq and is a predicted model, not a curated record. The coding region runs from base 1 to 690 and encodes 229 amino acids. The transcript has a single exon.